This is a messenger RNA of Phytophthora sojae, 453 nucleotides long. RefSeq lists its product as hypothetical. The record is from RefSeq and is a predicted model, not a curated record. The coding region runs from base 1 to 453 and encodes 150 amino acids. NCBI's taxonomy places the organism in Eukaryota, Oomycota, Peronosporomycetes, Peronosporales, Peronosporaceae. The transcript has a single exon.
AUGGAGGCCCUGAUCCAGAAGGAGCUGAUGCUCAAGAGCGGCGAGGUGGUGUCCACGUCGCAGGCGCUGGCCGGCAAGAAGGUCAUCGGCCUCUACUUCAGCGGCCACUACUGCCCGCCGUGCCGCAAGUUCACGCCGCUGCUGGACGUCGUGUACAACGACAUCAAGGGCGCCGGCCACGACGACUUCGAGAUCGUGUUCGUGUCCUCGGACAAGGAGGAGGCCAAGUUCACCGAGUACUACGAGGAGAUGCCCUGGAUCGCGCUGCCCUACGCGCGCCGUGACCUCAAGCUCGAGCUGUGCGAGAAGUUCGGCGUCAAGACGGUGCCCACGCUCAUCUUCUUCAACGAGAAGGGCGAGAUGGUCGAGCGCGAGGGCCGCCACUUUGUCACGGACAACUCGCAGGACAUCGACGCCAUCCUCUCCCACCUCCGCCAGGAGAAGAAGGAGUAG